Messenger RNA from Emiliania huxleyi CCMP1516, 573 nucleotides. RefSeq lists its product as hypothetical. Lineage: Eukaryota; Haptophyta; Isochrysidales; Noelaerhabdaceae. The record is from RefSeq and is a predicted model, not a curated record. The coding region runs from base 1 to 573 and encodes 190 amino acids. The transcript has 5 exons.
AUGGGCGAGCAGAAUGGCCGAUCUCGCGCCGGCGCCGAUGCGAUCGCUCUCCUCCGGCAGGAGUGGGGCUGUCUCGUUGCGCCGUCGGCCGAUCUGAGUCGAGAGGAACGAGAGCUGAUGUUCUCCAACUUGGGAGAGAACGUGGCGGCGCGCGAGGCGGAGCAGGUGGAGGCCGCUCGGCGGCGGGCGAUGUUGCAAGCGGAGGCGGAGGCGGAAGUGCAGGUGGCCGAAGCGCAAGCGGCCCCGACAGUCGGGGGCGGCGAGAGCGACGGCGACGCGACGAAGGCUUUGCCCGAGAGGGCGACGAGCGCUCGGCCGGAGCCUUUGCCCGCACGCCUCCGGCGCGUCUGUGAGGUCCUUGGCUUGGAGCCGGGGCGCAACCUGGUGGCGACGGCCCGCAGCGCGGCGGAGGCGCUCGGCUUGGGCCUCUCGGGCAAGAGCCUGCCCGACCAGGUAUUGGAGCUCGAGCGAUGUCUGAGCUUGAGGCGGAUCACCAAGGUGUCUGCACAAGACAACACUGGGUACGGGUUUCUACGCGACUGCGCCUGCCCCACCGCGCAUUAUCCAAACUAA